GGAGAAAUCAUGUCGCUGCAACAGUAAGAGGAUGGAAGAGGCUGAUCAUCGCUGCACGCCUUGGUGUCAAUCGUUCCCCGUCUCCGCGAAGUUCAUCUCCUGGGCCCCCGGCUGUUGAGUGUCCGCGAAAGUGACUACCUCGAGACUGACCCACUGCUUCGACCCUCCCUCCCUCAGUCCGCGCGAUGCUCCUCCAACGUUAACGACGAGCCCCGAUGGUGACAAUGGCAGACAUUGGGCGUGAUUGCUCUGUCGACCCCGAUGCACAGGCUGCCGUCACCGACUUCCUUGAUUAUACCGAGUACCUUCCUGCGGACCUAAUUCGAUCUCUCACCCUCGUCCGGGGCCUCGACCAAACAUAUCUGAAUCACACCUCUACCUUGAAUGACCUCACCAAGCUCUACGGCUCGCUACCUUCGAUCGCUCGGACCGCUCGUUCAGACGCACAAGAACUCCGCACUCAGAUAUCUUCCCACCUCGACUAUGCGCUCAACGCAAGAGAAUCAGCCUACGGCGAGGCCUGUCGACUCUACGAUGUCGUCGACAGGCAUCAAAACCGGAUGAAGAGCAUAUUAGCAAAAUUAAAUGCCAUACCAAAACCCCCUUCACGCGACCCUACGCCCCCACCAUCCAUCUCACCGCAGAUCAAACGCUCACGCAGCGGGAGAAAACUGGAAGGGACUUCAGCACGUCUGACCCUACACCCUCCUCGAGGCAGUGCAGUUGCGUCGGCAAUACUCAAGAGACCCCGCGGACGGCGGGUGACUGUGCCGGGGGAGGUUCUGCCUCCAUACGAUCCCGACUCACCCAUCGCAAGCACAGAGGUGUCGGAUUGGGAGUCACCUCCACCCUCACCCCCUCGCCCGGUCCUCAAGCUCAAACAGCCGAAAGCGCCAGUGCCGACCCUGCAACAGAAAGAGAAGGCUACCUCGGCCAAGGAUUCUCAGCAGUUCAUUCGCGAGACCACUGAGCCAUACCACAAACCCACUCCUCCCCCUGAAGAUGCACCCAUUGGAAGCAAAUACAGGCCGUGGACACACUUGACCGAGUAUGAAAUGUAUAAACUCAGAAAGAAGAUGAAGAAGAACCAUACUUGGGAGCCUAGCGAUAUCAUGAUCAGACGUGAAUUGGCCGAUCGAGGAAGAGGGUGGGAGAAUUACUAUCGAGCCAAAGCCGAAGCUGAGGCUAACGGGACUACAUUCUACGACCUCGAUAGUACCGAGAAGCCAAGACCAAAGGCAAGCAGAGUAGAGAGUGCAGAGAAGAUCGAGACAUUUGAGGAAAAGGACGAGCCAGAGACAUUCGAAAAGGAAGCGGAUGUGCCUGACGAGGCGGCCGAAGAGAUGCAAGAUACGAUAUUGGUACCAAGUGCAGCGCCCACUCCAACUCAGGCUCAAGCUUCCAAGCCCAAGACGGCCAAAAAGUCGGAGUCAAAGAAGGAGAAAAAGCAAGAUCCAGCCCGAUCACAGGCGGCGUUGGCUGCUCAGGAAGCAGAACUUGCAGCCAGAAGACUUGGUGACAUAGGCACGAAGUUUCGUAAUCUCUUCACGGCACCUUUCGCGUCAGCAUUGGCAUCGUUGAACCGCAGCGCUAGCACACCCACGGGCAACCGUACGGCCAGUCCAGCCAAGAAAGCAGUCGAAAAGACGUCCAAGAAGAGAAAGGCAGAAGAUACCCCUACGUCGUCUCUAUCACCAUCCUCAGAGCCAGACCCCGCGAGAAAGAAGCAAAAGACAGCACCCAAGCCAUCGCCUCUAGCGUCAAGUCCUCCUGCGUCUGCUGUCACCGCGCCUGGCAGUGAACCUGCCGCUCCGAGCGCAGGAACCAUCAAGAUCCCACUGAAACUCACAGUCUCGACGCCUGUCGCGGCGCAAUCGAAAACACCUACUCCGGCUCCAACGACUCGAGCAGCAAGCGUGCAACGCGCCUCUGUGGCGCCCAAGACCGAAUCCACGCCGCCUCUCCCUUCACGACCGCCCUCACGCCGCUCAGCAGCAGCGUCUGUUGAACCACAGCCCUCCAGGCCCAGUCGACGCGCGUCCAUGACACCAUCUGUCACAGGCCGCAAGACACCUGGCGUCGAACUCAGCCCGAAAUCCACAGCCGCAAGUCGUCGGAGCAAGCGCGAUGCACCAGGCACAGUGAUGCAGUCGAGCCAGGACGGUGGAGCGGCUGUUAGUGUCAGUAAGCGAAAGACCAAACCGGCCAAGCAUCAGAAGUCGACAUCGACGCCCAAGGUUGCUGCAGCGGCCACGCCGGAAGCCAAUGCAACAGUCCUCCCGCAGAUAAGGAUUGACACGGACGGGCGCCAGGAGAUUAUUGAUCCAGAUGAGGAGCGGUAUUGUGUUUGUGGGGACGUUAGUUGGGGAGAGAUGAUUUGUUGUGAGUUGGACGAGAAGUGCGACUUCGGCCAAUGGUUUCACAUGGAAUGCGUUAAUUUGGUGGAACUUCCACCACGGACGGUCAAGUGGUAUUGUCCUGGCGAUCGGAAGAAGCUUCAUAAGGGGGAAAACAGUAAUGGGCUUGUGGGAAGAGGGAUUAAGUGAACCUCCAGCGCCAGCGUCAAGAUGUGAUCCUGUCCGGGAAAGGGAUUCGAAAAUCGAGGAGGAUUGGGGGCUAGCAACGACGGCAACCGAAAGGCUCAACGAUGGAGGCCUUGUCGGCGCCAACUUCCAGGUGAUGUGCAUAAUUUCCAAAUAUCACGCAGCUGAAUGAGUAUGGCGCGACAUGUUUGAGUACGAUAUCUUCCAGACUACCUGGUACCAUUGCCAUCGAAGUAUCGAGUUGAUCUGAACUAUCUAGACCUAUGUGUUGCUCGCUAGCGGGAUGCUGCUGAAACGCUUCGGGCAGACAGUUCGGCUCGUGGACAGGCGAGUAUUGACAAAACCAGAGCUCAUAGUCGUGUCCAGUAAGUCGUUCUGAUACCACCAGCCUUGGACAGAUAGACGGGCA
Molecule: messenger RNA, 2952 nt
Organism: Exophiala xenobiotica
Lineage: Eukaryota; Fungi; Ascomycota; Eurotiomycetes; Chaetothyriales; Herpotrichiellaceae
Exons: 2
Coding region: 216-2546 (776 amino acids)
Biological process (GO): regulation of DNA-templated transcription
Cellular component (GO): Rpd3L-Expanded complex; nucleus; Rpd3L complex
Source: RefSeq, a predicted model, not a curated record